This is a messenger RNA of Drosophila bipectinata, 1825 nucleotides long. RefSeq lists its product as uncharacterized. NCBI's taxonomy places the organism in Eukaryota, Metazoa, Arthropoda, Insecta, Diptera, Drosophilidae. The record is from RefSeq and is a predicted model, not a curated record.
GCAUAAGGAUGAAAUGUUUUUGUAAACAAACAUGGAAGGUGUUUUGGACGAGGAGUUACUGGCCAAUAUUAAGUGCAGCGACCAGGAAGAUGCGGAAGAGGAGGAAAAGAUGCCGGUGGAAGAGGAAAUUCCGCCACCAGAACCCAUCACAAUGGAUAGAUCGUUCAAUAGUGAAGACUCAGAUCCGCUGCAGGAAACUGUAACAACCUGCAAUUUUCCAUGGGUAUUUGAGGAAAGUGAUAUUCUGAUGACCGAUGAUCAACUAGCUGCAGAGGCCAUUAAGAAAGAGGUAUCUUCCCGUCCGGGUCCCGCUAAAAGGGGACGUGGUCGACCGCCUGUCGCAGCUGGAAACUACACAUCCCCAAAUGGUCAAAUCUGGACUUCAAACAGAGACAUCGAGAAGGCAGUCGAAGAGCUGCCGAUUUUGGGACAACAAGCCUGUGGAAAGGGUCCUGCUCGAACAAUAUCUAACGCAGUAGAAGCAUGGAUGCUUCUAUUUGAUGAUGAAAUGCUUAAAUCCCUCUUGCGCCACGCCAAUGAUCAGAUGCGUAAGCAGCGAAAUCCGCAAGGUACUUGCCGCCCUUUGGAUAUAAUCGAGUUGCGCUCCUAUUUAGGGCUGAGCUACCUCUGUGGGGUGUUCCGCAAUGCCGAGUAUAGCGGACCUCUCGAUGAGCUCUGGACAUUAGAGCUGGGCAACGCCAUUUUUCGUGCUUCCAUGACCUUGGCCCGCUUUGAGAGCAUUUCAGAGUGUCUGGGCGGUAAUUUUGGCAUGGCUGAAGCCCAGAAAAUGUGGCAACGGCUCCUCAUUAAUAGCAGAUCGUAUUAUGGCUGCAGCAGCUGGUUAACCGUUGACGAGGUUCCCUGCUCCGUAGAUAACAUGCGAUUGACCCUUUGUUGCGAUGCCAGGACUCUUUACAUGACCAAUGCGAUGGUCAACAAGCAGCAGAAGGUACCAGUUAAGGAUGUCGAAGAGCUGAUCUGUGACUUUAAGACCACGGGAAGGAAUGUAACAAUGGGAGCACGACAUUUGAACCCGGAACAAUGCGAAACGAUGGUUCAGCGGCAGCUCAGCUCACUGGGCAUGUUAAAUGAUUCCUCAUUCGACUGGCCACGACAGUGGCCGAACGAAAGUGCUCUCUAUAGUGGCCCAUCCAAACUCAUACCGUUUGACACGGAAGCUGUCUACGCUUGCGGUCUCAGCUCUCAGGUGGAUACACUUCAGGCCUAUCACAGCACCUCCCAGGCUUGCCAGCAAUUUCAUGACUUAUCUCAGCGGUACAGCACAGCCCAUGCCACUCCGCCAUCUCUCGAAAAUCAGAGCAAUCCUUUCCUGCAGUUGUUGCACCUGGUGCUCAACAAGGCAGCCGUGAACGCUUGGAUUCUACUAAGACUGGCGCCCAAGGGGGACGUGACAAUGGAGCAGCGAGACUUUCAACGGCAGCUGGGGCUCUUCCUCACGCAACAGCGUUUGCAGCGACGCCUUCAGCGAAAAUCGACUACAUCCCUGGUAACGAGACUGCAGAUCUGCGAGAUUUUGGGCCAACCGAACGAGCGCCUGCUCUUUGAAGCUGCUGGAGAGGCGAAGCGGUCUCGCAGCGUGGGUGUCCUGCACCCGGAUAAAAUGAAUCUUCCGCCGGGGGUAAGCCUGGCGAGUCGUCACGGCGACAAGCACCGUCGCUGCAAGCCCUGCACCCAAACUAAGCGCGGCACUAAAUCAAGGACACGGUGCCAACAGUGUCUUUCCCAUCGCUGUGGCAAGCACCUGAUCUCCCGCUGCUUUGAGUGCGUGGGAAUACUGCCAGAACAAAUUCCCGAGGACACUUGA